Molecule: messenger RNA, 1803 nt
Organism: Prunus mume (Japanese apricot)
Lineage: Eukaryota; Viridiplantae; Streptophyta; Magnoliopsida; Rosales; Rosaceae
Source: RefSeq, a predicted model, not a curated record
AAAAAAAAAAAACACUGUUUUUUAUUACUCGUCUCUCAUUGCUCGAGCGACGCUUGAUCUGAGCUCCUUCUGGUCGAGCUCAAGCUUCAAUCCUCCAUGGCAGAAGCUUGAAGCUCCCUUGCUUCCUCUCUCCCCAUCUCUCUCUUAGUCCCUCUCUCUCUCCAUCUUUCUCUCUUCGCCCCCCUCUCUCCCUCUCUCUCAUCAGUAAAUUUUAGGGCUGGGCAUCUGAGGACUGCGCUUCCUUGCCUCUUCUCGUCACUGUGAUUCCGUCAGUCGAAGCCUCGGCGUCACACGCCACCGCACAGGCGACACCAUUGGUUCGCCGUGAGCUGAAUCGAAGCCUCGGUUUGUUUCUUAGAUGUUGAAGUUACAUAUAGAAGAGAAAAAUGGUUGUUACAAUGCACUUUUGGAACCCAAGACUUGUUCAAUACUUCGUUCGAAACUUUUCUCUGUGGUCAAUGAAGAAGGAUCCAUAUCUUGAAUCAGCGCUGUCUAAGAAUCGCCGAUGGAUAGUGAAUAAUCAAAUAAAAAACAUCAUCCUGAGGUGCCCUGAUCAAGUAGCAACAGUGAGAUUCAUUCAGAAGAAGUUCAAGACCCUUGAUCUCCAAGGAAAGGCUCUCAAUUGGCUCAAAAAGUACCCAUGCUGUUUUCAAGUCUAUUUGCAGGGUGAUGAGUACUACUGCCAGCUAACAAAACGAAUGAUGGGUUUGGUGGAAGAGGAAGAAUCUGUUAAAGACAUGCAGGAACCUGUGUUUGUUGAGAGAUUAGCAAAGUUACUUAUGAUGAGCUCCAAUAAAAGACUAAAUGUUGUCAAGCUUAAUGAACUAAAGCGGAACUUAGGUUUUCCAGAUGACUAUUUGAUUAGACUUGUGCCAAAGUAUUCUGAUAUGUUUCAGAUUGUUAAUUAUAGUGGGCGGAGGAGUUCCAUGGAGAUUGAGCUGGUGUCUUGGAAUCCAGAUUUAGCGGUAUCUGCUAUUGAAGCUUCAGCUCACAAUCAAGGAACUGAGCCAUGUUUCACAUGCUCAUUGCCUUCAACUUGGGUCAAGUCAUGGGAAAGAUUUCAUGAAUUUAAUGCGACUCCUUAUAUUUCACCCUACUUUGACUCCAAAGGCUUAGUGGAGGGAUCAAAGGAGAUGGAGAAGAGGACGGUGGGUUUGGUGCAUGAGUUGUUGUCAUUGACUCUAUGGAAGAAAGCAUCAAUUGCAAAGCUGGGACAUUUUCAGAGAGAAUUUGUUUUGCCAGAGAAAUUGAACGUUUUGCUGCUCAAGCACCCUGGCAUAUUCUAUGUCUCAAAUAAGUAUCAGAUCUAUACUGUCCUUCUUAGAGAAGGUUAUAAUGAGCAAGGACUGGUAGAUAAGGAUCCACUUGUUGUUGUGAAGGAGAAAUUUGGAGAACUUAUGCAGGAGGGGCUUCAUGAAUAUAACUGCAGGCGCCAUUUGGUAAAUCUAGAAAAGAAGAAAAAGAAAGGCAUGGUUUUGGGUAGACCAAAUGAAGGCAAGGACAGGAGCUCUGAGAUGUCUGACCCUGAUGAUCAGGGAGAUAGAGGAGGAUUGUUUGACCCAGAAGAAAGAAAGCGAUUCUAUAAGGUUCUCUUUGAUGAUGGUGCCUGAUAAAAGGAAUCUGCUGAUGAAGCUGUCUUUCCCUGUGUGCUCAAGAUUUUACCCAACUGUGUUUUCAACAAGAAGGAUCCAAUUGUGUUGGGAGUUGAUGAUCUGGAAGGCAUUGCGAAGGUUGGGACUCCAAUUUGUAUUCCGCGAAGGGAUUUUAUUACUAUUGGGCGAAUUGCAUCCAUUGAAAAUAACC